This is a messenger RNA of Sphaerodactylus townsendi, 982 nucleotides long. RefSeq names its product mitochondrial ribosomal protein L11 (gene MRPL11). Gene Ontology annotation, cellular component: mitochondrial large ribosomal subunit; ribosome. The record is from RefSeq and is a predicted model, not a curated record. Gene Ontology annotation, biological process: translation. The transcript is spliced from 6 exons. The coding region runs from base 143 to 721 and encodes 192 amino acids. Lineage: Eukaryota; Metazoa; Chordata; Lepidosauria; Squamata; Sphaerodactylidae. Gene Ontology annotation, molecular function: large ribosomal subunit rRNA binding; structural constituent of ribosome.
CGCUGGUCCUGCGGGCUAAGCUCCAGCUUCCCAGCAUGCCGGCUGUUUUUGACCUCUGACCUAAGAUGGCGUCGCCCAGGAAGACGGAGGAGACGUGCUGAGGUUGGAGAGAGGGAAAGAUAAACCCAGAACCUGAAUUACCAUGUCGAAGGUCUCCCGUGCUGCCAAAGCAGUACAGAAAGUGGACCCUGCAGGUGUGAUCCGGACUAUCAUUCGAGCAGGGCAAGCUGUUCCAGGACCACCCUUAGGGCCUACCCUAGGGCAGAGAGGCAUCCCCAUCUCUCAGUUUUGCAAGGAUUUCAAUGAGCGAACGAAAGACAUCAAAGAGGGGAUUCCACUGCCCACGCGCAUUACUGUGCAGUCCAACAGAACAUACGAGAUCCAGAUUAACAAGCCCACGGCCACCUAUUUUCUGCUGUCAGCAGCUGGGGUCGAAAAAGGUGCAACAAACCCUGGGCACGAAGUAGCUGGGAUGGUGACUCUGAAGCACCUGUAUGAAAUCGCCUUGGUGAAGUCUCAGGACCCCUCUUUUGUAUUGAAUGACUCGACGCUCGAGGAAGUCAUCAAAUCCCUUCUAGGAACUGCCCGAUCGUUGGGCAUCAAGGUGGUGAAAGAGCUCAGUGCAGAAGAAUACGGCGUCUUCCUGAAGGAGCGCGAAGAGAGGUUGGCAGCAGAGGCCGCAGAAAGAGAGGCAGAGCUGGCUGCGGGGAAAAAGAAAUGAGUCCCUACGCUUGCUUUCUGAGAGUCAAAAAUCAUGGACAACUUGAUGGGGGCAGGGUUGCCAAGACCGGUUUGUUCCUAUUUCAUGGGUACCAAAAAUGAAGGACUUCUUGAUGACCAGAUAAGUGGUUUCUCACAGACGUGAUGAGGGAAGAAGAAAGGCAUUGGCCCUGGGAAGCCAAGCUCUUGGCAGGGCCUGCCCAAGAUCGUAAGUCUCGAUGUACUGACUGGCUGUCCCUUUCAUUAAAAGCUCAUGAAUUUC